Heteronotia binoei (common prickly gecko) is the source of this 621-nucleotide messenger RNA. RefSeq names its product SEBOX homeobox (gene SEBOX). The record is from RefSeq and is a predicted model, not a curated record. Gene Ontology annotation, molecular function: DNA binding. The transcript has 3 exons. Bases 1 to 621 code for a protein of 206 amino acids. Lineage: Eukaryota; Metazoa; Chordata; Lepidosauria; Squamata; Gekkonidae.
AUGGGCACAGCGGAGGCGCCACGGUUCCUGCCCUUCGCCUUCCCCGACGGGGUGGCGGGCCAGCUGGCGGCGGAGCGCGGAGGGGGGAGCCUCCCGGGCCCCAGGACGGAGCGAGGCAGCUGGGCCGGCGGCGGGCCCAGGAAGAGGAAGCGGACCACCUUCAGCCGGGGCCAGCUGAGCCAGCUGGAGCGCGUCUUCGCCGCCCUGCCCUACCCGGACAUCGGCACCCGGGAGCGCCUGGCCGAGCUCACACAGUUGCCCGAGGCCAAGAUCCAGGUCUGGUUCCAGAACCGGCGCGCCCGGAGGAUCAAGACCAGCCCCGCGGUGGAGGCGCCUGCCUGCCGUCGAGGCAGCCUGGCCAGCAGCAAGCAGUCGGGUCUGGGCGUCUCGCCGCAACUCUGCAAGCAGCAAGCCUCUCCGCUAGCCGGAGGCUCCUCGGGCGGGGAAGACGCGCCGGGUCCGCCCCCUCGGUGGCCGGUAGAGGAGGAGGAGGAAGGCGCGGCCGUCUGGACGGCGCUGUCCAGCUGCUGGGACGCCUUCCCCGCGACGCCCACCUCCCUGGGCUCCAUCUCCGACCUCAUCUACAGCGCCGCCCUGGUGGCCAACCUGGGGGAACUCUAG